Molecule: messenger RNA, 1539 nt
Organism: Mytilus californianus (California mussel)
Lineage: Eukaryota; Metazoa; Mollusca; Bivalvia; Mytilida; Mytilidae
Exons: 4
Coding region: 62-1441 (459 amino acids)
Source: RefSeq, a predicted model, not a curated record
UAUAUACAUUUUACCAUUUAAAUACAAUGUAUCUAUCAUGACUUAAGUGACUUAUAAAAAUAUGCAAAAACAAAUACUUGUAUUAUAUUUUGAGAUAAUUGGUGUUAUAAAUCAUUAUAAUGUUUACUUUAAUUUAAAAGAGAGAACCACUACAGAACUGUUUACAGAGACUAUAACAGCAGAAACAGCAAACAUUGAAAAGUCGACGGCAUUGAUACACAUAACAACUACUAUAACAAUAACAACAGAGAAAACAACAGAUGUUGACAGAAUAAACAGCAUGCAAACUGAUGUGAACAGCGAUCAUGGUAAAAAAGAAACAGCCACAAAUUCAGGACCGUCGGAACAAGAACAGUUUUAUUAUUGGUUACUAGGAGCUGGACUUGUGCUGGUAUUAUGUUUAUCGGUUAUAUGCAAUGCUUGUCUCAACCGUAAGUGUCGAACCAAGACCAAGACAUUAGAACAUAGAUCGAAAGAUAAGUCUGCAAGUGAUAUACAACUCAACAAGAUUGAUGAAGAAGAAGAUAACAAACCAAAUGUGCAUGGAAAGGCCAUUAUGGUUCAAAUCGAAGAGGAAUCGUCGUAUGAAUCAAUUGAUGAAAACAAAAUGACACAUUAUGAUUAUCCAGAUCAAAGUGAUUUGAAAAAUUACGGAAAAAGUCCAGGUCUGCCAAUACGUCCUUAUUUGUUAUCGCAAUCAAAACCACUAUAUUUAGAUGUUGUCGAUGAUAUUGAUUUAAAUAAAGUAAUCGGUUCUAUAGGAGAUCUAAGUUUAAAUAAAACAAAAUCUGCUGAAUUUGGUACGUCACGUACACAUAUUUUUCUAAACACAACAGAAUUAGAUAACAAUGCAGGUACACUCUCACACUUGAAUAAAGUAAAUUCAAAAGCAAUAGUACAAGUGCAUUCCGAAAAGAAGCCGGAAUCUAUAAAUUUGAUUGACGGCGACAUAUCAUCAGACGAUUGUGACGUCACGUCCGUUAAAACAGAUGAAUAUUUAAAUCCAUAUGUACCACUCAUUCCAGAUGAAAUGGAAUAUUUACACAGUUACACUACCCCAAUAAAACAAGAGUUGCCACCAAUAAACAAGGCAGCAAGUGCAAUAGAGACUCAAACGAAUCUUGACAGAGAACAUAAACCAAAAUAUGAGUCAAAGAUAGAAAGUGUUAAUAUGAACACAAAGUCCGAUUCUGGGAAUUCUUUAAACGAAAAGCACUCAAUUUAUGAAGACAAUACAACAGAUCCAUAUGUGCCGUUAAAUAAGAAUGAAACUGAUUAUUUGCAAACUUCCACACCAAAUGCAUCUGUAUCUUCUUGCUCCAAAACGAAAUCUAGAUGUGCUGAUACAAGUACAUUAAAUAAAGUAUCCUCUAAAAACAAUUUUCUUACGAAUGAAUAUGAGGACGGGUUUAGUUCUAACACUAAUCUGUCCAAAGUGUAAUUAUUUACUAUAUUUUAACAAACAUGUGCACAUAUAAUGCUAUGAUAUUUUAUUACACUAUGUAAAAAUUGAUAGCUAAAUACAUUUCUUAUAUUGGU